AUGGAUAUAUUGAGUUUUGCGACGAAAUUAAGCGCUGGAAAACACCAUUCAAUACAAAAUGAUGAUGUUUUUAUUGAUCGACUCAAUCAUAGAUAUACAGUAACAAUGAUAUUGGUCUUUGCUGCUAUUGUUACAACUCAACAAUAUUUCGGUUCACCAAUAACAUGUUGGGUACCCGCACAAUUUACUGGUGGUUACGAAAAAUAUGCGAAUGACAUCUGUUGGAUAAUGAAUACGUAUUAUAUUCCUAUGGAAAAUGAUAUUCCACAUUCAGAAACAACACGAAAUGAGCAAAUGUUGAAAUAUUACCAAUGGUCACCAUUUAUUUUAUUGUUUAUGGCGCUUUGUUUUUAUUUUCCACGUAUGCUUUGGAGAUCGUUAAAUAAUAGAUCCGGUUUAGAUAUUGAAAAGUUAGUUGGUGCAGCUUUAAAACAGGAGCAAACGGACCAACAUGAAGAACGACAGAAAAGCAUUGAUUAUAUUACGAAUUCGAUACGUGUCUAUAUUGAAAAUCGGUAUACUUCUCCAGAACAACCCAAUUAUCGUCCGAAAAAUUGCUUACAACGAUUUGUAUAUCCAUUAACAUUUUGGCGUCAUCGUCAUCUAAGUUCAUUUAUAGUUGUAUUAUUUACAUUUGUUAAAUUUUUAUUUCUUCUUAAUUCAUUAGUACAAAUAUUUCUUUUAAAUGCGUUUUUGGGUAAUGAUUAUCAUCUAUUCGGUUUUGAAGUUAUUUCAAAAUUUCUUCGCGGUCUUGAUUGGGGCGAAUCGAAGCGAUUUCCCCGCGUUACAUUAUGUGAUUUUCAUAUACGUGAAAUAGGCAUUACACAUCGAUAUACCGUUCAAUGUGUUUUACCGAUUAAUUUAUUUAAUGAAAAAAUUUUUCUUAUUCUUUGGUUUUGGAUUUUACUAUUAGCAGCUUUUAAUACGGGUGAUUUUAUUGCAUGGUUAGCACGUACUUUGCGUAUUGAUAGUCGUACAGCAUAUGUAAGACGAAAACUAGCCAUGAAUCGUUCUUCGGACAAUGAAUCAACGGAUCAAUUCACUAGUCCAGAACAAAGAAAAUUGAAUGAAAAAGUUCGUAAUAAAGCGUUCGUUCGUGAUUAUUUACAAGAGGAUGGCUGUUUUACACUUCGUCUUCUUGCACGCAAUGGACAAGAUAUAAUUGUUGGAGAAAUCAUUGAUAAAUUAUAUCAACAUUUUUGUACGAUCUACGAGCGCCAACAUGGCAAUGCGGAUCGAACAUUGGCAUUAACUAAAUCUAAUCAGCAUUAUUCAUCGCUACCACCUGUUCAACCACGGCAAUUUGAAAUAUCAAAAAAUGAUGAAGAAAACCGACAUUUAGUCCCACAAAAUAAAGCGUGA
Messenger RNA from Rotaria socialis, 1362 nucleotides. Lineage: Eukaryota; Metazoa; Rotifera; Eurotatoria; Philodinida; Philodinidae. The record is from the annotation of a GenBank genome assembly.